CAGUUCGUUAUCGGAUGAGCGUCUAAAAACUCUUCAGACGUGCACUAAUAGAAUAACCGUGCCGACAAUUCCGAUUCGAGAGUUUUUUAACACUAAAUGUAAAGAUGUUAUUUUUUAAAUAAAUUCACGUAGUACUUUCGUAAAUGUCAUUCCGUUUCUGUAUUCGUUACAUUUAAAACAUAAAAAUUUUUAUGUAGUUACAAGUUUGAAAAUGACAAAUUUUCAUUCCAUCUCAAGUUGAAAUUUUAUAUAUAGAAACUUAGUAGAUAUUCAUCCCUAAAAUAUUCUAAUAAACUUCGGAAUAUCUUGUAGCAUUACGUGACCGGAGUUCGUAAAUAACUCUAAUUCUCUCUGGAAUAAAAAAAAUUUCCCGAACAUUGUAAUGUAAACAAACGUUGAAUUAAGUGCGGAUUUCUAAUAUGAAGUUUACUCAUCCGAUAAUUAAAGAUCAUUUUUAGUGAAAUUAACUUUUAGGGACUCAAUUAUAAAUUUAAACCAGAAUUUUCAAGUGAAUCAUAAUGAAUUAACGGAAAAGAAAAUGACCAUUUUACAUUCAUGCUGUUGCUGGAGAUCGGUGAGGAAAGGCAGUUUUGCUUGUGGCAUCUACACCGCGUUUUACUACACUUUGAACGCAGCUCAUUCAUCUUUCAUGCUUCACGAAGAACUGAAAUACUUUCAGAACAUCAGUAAACCGGAGGUGUCCUUUAUCGAUCACGAUACUACCUCAGAAACUUCAAUGGCAUUUACCGUCAUUCUUCUAAUUCUCUCGUCACUUGGAAUAUUGACAACCUCAAUAUUACUCUACGGACUCUAUCGGGAUUCUAAAUACAUGCUGAUUCCUUGGAUUUGUAACAUCGCCGUUUUUAUAGCUGCAGAUUUUGCUUAUGUUGUCUACAGUUUAGUAGUACAUGCCGUGCAGUGGAACCCUCCGGCGGCUAUUAUAAUAACGUUAGACUUCUUUUUAAAUUCAUUACAUAUAUAUAGUCUUCUAUGCGUGAUAUCUCAAUACCAGGAAUUGAAGGCUGGUCGCGGCAGAGCCUUGGAUGACCAGUUAUACAGGGUACCAAAUGUGCAUUAUAGUUCCCAACCAACGGCAACGAGCUACUUAAGUUCAAGAAAGCAAGUCACUUACUACGAAACGAAACCAACUCCUACACAAAGUCCAACAGGUGCAGUCCCAUCACCAUCGAUAAUACCCGAUAUUUUGUCACCAAAUCUGAGCAGUACUAGAAGAGGAUCUAGAAAAUCAGUAAAAUUCGGUGAUAGCAACUUAAUUCAGCACAAUGGUUCUCAAUUGUUGGAUCCAUGGUCGAUAGAGGCACGAUCACCUAUCUUGGUUCCGAAAUCAAUAGACACAGCUCCUUUACUGGAAACCGGCAUCCCAGUGACUCAAUCAAACGUGUAGAUUGUAUUAUAUGAUGACAUUUUGAAAUUUAUAUACGUUAUUAAUAAAAAUUUGAAAUGAG
Molecule: messenger RNA, 1466 nt
Organism: Diorhabda sublineata
Lineage: Eukaryota; Metazoa; Arthropoda; Insecta; Coleoptera; Chrysomelidae
Exons: 8
Coding region: 539-1405 (288 amino acids)
Source: RefSeq, a predicted model, not a curated record